This is a messenger RNA of Photinus pyralis (common eastern firefly), 4450 nucleotides long. RefSeq lists its product as uncharacterized. The record is from RefSeq and is a predicted model, not a curated record. Bases 1277 to 2464 code for a protein of 395 amino acids. NCBI's taxonomy places the organism in Eukaryota, Metazoa, Arthropoda, Insecta, Coleoptera, Lampyridae. The transcript is spliced from 11 exons.
UGUUGCUUCGGGUGCUCUUAACGAAAUUUCAGGAUGACGCAUACGAAAACCAGUAAACCAAUGUUUGCCAGCAAGUUGCGUUUUUGCUGAAAAUGGAUUUGGAAUGCGGUUUUUAACGGCUAAUUGGUACGCAAUUGCCCGGAUAUCGUGAAUGGUUAAGCCAUACAUUCUGGUUUCCAUGUUCAUUGCCAAUUGAAGAUCCUUUUACUUCUGUUAAUCCAAUCAAUGGGAGUAAGUCAAUUAGAAUGUAUUUUUAGGAGGUGCAUUAGGAAGAAAUAUCAGAAUAUAAAAUGGGGUCAUCAAAAUCAAAAACGCAGCAACAGGAGCUGGAUGAAAACGAAGUUAUAAAUGCAAAUUUUAUAAAUCAGGAGCAGACCAUUCAGUUCAGCACUGACAUGAAGGUUGCAGUGAUUUUGGUUAUCAUUAUGUUGGGUAAACUGUACAGUAUCCACAAGAAAAAUAUGAAAAGGCCGAUUAGUAGAAGAAACGCGGCAUCUGUAUCCCCCAUACAGCAAGUCUAAGGAGAAUGUGACUGUGAAAGGAUUUUUCAGUAGAGUAAUACCUUUCCACAAGGCCAAGGGGUGGAAGCGGCCAGGUAUACUCGGGCCUGGCUAUUGGGGGGCAAACCCUUAGGCAGCUCCGCCAGCGGGUAAUGCGGUGUUGAUCCGAAGGAUUUGACUACCGCAUUGCCCAAGAGAUGUACCUAAUGAUAGGCACCAACGAUGUGAGAAGAAAUAAGGAUUUACGCGUUAUGGAGCUAGAGUUGGUGCGCCUCCUAUCAUCGUUGAAGGCACAGGGUACAGCGCAUUAAUUUGUGCACUGUACCCUCCGUGUUUGCGGAGUGGACGGCUUCACAGCGCCGCACCUUAACAAAGUUUAAUAAUUGGAUUCGGGCGUACAGAGAUCUUCGACUUUGCUGUCCUCUCUGCCACACGUUAUUAAGGAACAAUUCAACCCAUCGAUUCGAAUGCAGGCCUGUCAUAUGUGCAUAUUGCUUAGAAAGGUUGCACAUGAAAAUUGAAGGUGUUCCGAAAUACAGGUGUGUCGUCUGCAGCGAGUACAGCUACCCAAUACGAAUUUAUUAAUUAAGAUUACCCACGUCUUGCCCUUUUUUUAUCGCAUGCGUUUAGUUUUGUUUGCCUGCGUUUUGUUUUCAUCGCCCGCGUCUUAUUAUCUGCAUUGGCCAUGGCUUCAAAUAUUCUCAUUAUUAAACCACAGCUUGUUUAAAAGUUUGUGGAGUUCUAAUAAUUCAUUCAGAUAUUAAUAAAACUUGAAAAUGUAUGCCUUGGUACGAUUUGAUGAUCAAAUACAUCAUAUUUGCACAACUCACACUCUCAGAAGAAAGGGAAACUGUUUACAAUCAAAAUGGACUGACGGCAGAUAUUAUCCUGCUAAGGUUGUUACAUAUAAUAACAACCACCAUUUAUUGUCAAGUAUAAUGAGCAACAUUUCUCACAACCAACACCAACCAUUUGUUGACCUUUGUCCAUUAUCUGGUUGCCAAGUUUCUUCCAAUGUCCAACAACCCACAAAUACAGUCGAGACAGUGGGGAAUUUAUAUGAAGAUGGCAUUAACCCCCUCAUCUGUCAAUCUCCCAAUUGGUUUUUACUCGACUAUCCUGUGGAAGCUGCUGUCUCCAGUCAACAUAUUAGCGGCAGUGUUACCGUAGAUAUUGACGAUGUGGCAACAAACACAGAUGUUAUAUCACAAGAAGUUGAAGAAUUCCAUGUUAUAACUGACUCCACUGUUUCUUUAGAUGUAGAAAGCAAGGCAACAGACACAGAUGUUUCACUACGUGAAGAGAUCCCCAUCUUUCACUCCCACAAUAGGUUGUCGCGCGACUGUCCUACAGAAGCUACCGUCUCCAGCAAGCAAAUCAGUGGCAAUGUGAAUGUAGAUAUUGACGAUGUGCCAAUUGACACUGAUAUUCUACUACAAGAGGACUCCACCCAUUGUCAAUCCCCUAAUUUAUUGAUGCUGGACUAUCCGGUGGAAGCUGAUUUUUCCGGUCAGCAAAUCGGUGGCAAUGUGAACGUAGAUUUUGACAAUGUGGCAACAGACACCGAUGUUACACUACAAGAAGUUGAAGAAUUCCAUGUUAUAGCUGACUCCAGUUUUACUUUAGAUGUAGAAAACAUGGCCAUUGAUACAGACAUUUUCCUACAUGAAAAUGAGGAAUUAACUGAAACUGUAGAGUAUGACUCGAAUCAAAUGUGUGAAAAGGCGGAAGAAAUGAUCGUAUGUUUUUAUUGUGGAAUACUUUGUGCGGAAACAAAUCUUGAAGAACACGUCAGGUCUGAGCAUGAUGCUAGUUUCUUCACAGCAGCGAAUGAACCAAAAAGUGUAACCAAAGAAUAUCAAGGAAAGAAAAACUUUUGCCCUUACUGUAAAGUGUUACAAGCACAGUUGCCUCGUCAUUUGUACCGGAAACAUGCAGAUGACCUUUGGUCGAACAAAUCAUGAAAUUAAGCAAAGAUGAUUCAAAGCGACAGCAAUUACUGAAACAAGUUUUGGAUGAAGGAAAUUUUCUAUACAAUUCAAGUAAUCACAUUGUCAUACCUCAUCACCGGUCACACCACAAAGAGAGCACAAAAGAAAAUUAUAUUCCUUGUCCAUUUUGUAAGGGGUUUUACUCAAAACGUAACUUACGAAAUCACCUAAAUUUAAAUUGUAAAUCUAAACCAAACCAUCAACAUCGAAUACAGAAUGUACAAGCAGCUUCUAGAGCUACGCUGCCUCAAAUACAUCCGCAUGCCAGCAAGGUUAUUAGAGAACAAAUUUAUCCAAAACUUUCAAACGAUGAAAUUACACGAAUAGUUUGUAAUGAUGCUCAUAUAAUAGAAUUUGUCAAUUUAAUGGCUAUAAAAUAUAGUAAUAGCACUCACCACCAAGCUAUGAUUCGGAGCAUUCUGAUUGAAAUGAAAAAACGAGAUGACAAGAUUACCAAUAUACUAUUUUUGAACCGAACCAUUUUGAUACUUUUAUAGAAGCCAUACAUAAUAUUGCGGGUUUGAAUGAUGGGAAAUUUAAUAUUCCUAGUUUUGGACCAGCAUCAAUUACGCUUAUGAGAAAAAUGGGAGGAAUCGUAGAAUCAUGUGCAAUUAAGGAAAAGGAUUUGGUAAAGCAAACCAACGCUCAAAAUUUUUUAAAACUACUGAAUACUAUGGGGAAUUCUUUGGUCUCGAGAGUUGCUGAAGAAAAUAGAACACAACAACAACGGUCGACGAAAAUUGUUCUUCCGAAAAUGGAGGAUAUAAAUAAGCUUUACAAACAUAUAAAUACAGUUAUUGAAAGGUGUAGCGCAGAAUUAAACAAUUCUUUCAACAUGAAGAUGUGGCUGCGAUUAUCAAAAGCUACUUUGGUACAGAUAAUGCUUUUUAACCGGAAAAGACCGGGUGAUGUUGAAAAGUCUCAGUUGUCGGAGUAUGAAACCUUGGAAACCAUUUCUAAAGAUGCCACACUUUUUGAUGAGACACAAACACAAAUGGCAAGGCAAUUCGGACGAUACAUUACAAGAGGUAAACUUAACUCACCUGCACCUUUGUUAGUUUCGGAAUUAAACAUGAAUGCCAUUACUUUACUAUUAAAGUAUCGUAACAAAGCUAAAGUAUCAAGGGACAAUCCUUAUCUGUUUGCCCAACCCCCAGGUACAUCGAGGAAAUUUUUAAGUGCCAAUAUUUCUCUAAAAGAGUUUUGUAAAGAAGUUGAGCUGCAGAAUAAGAACAUUACGGCUACUAAAUUAAGAAAACAUCUUGCAACAGUUACUGGUACUCUUAAAAAGGAUGAUAUUCAAAUGGUAAGCGAUUUUAUGGGUCAUUCGAUCGACAUCCAUAACAAGAUAUACAACCAGAGAGCUAUUGUAAAGGAGAUAUGUGAAGUAGGUCCUCUGCUGUUAACGGCUGUUGGAGAUAUCAAUGCUCCUUGCAGUUCCCAAAUGGUAUCGGACGUUUUGGUGGAUACAGAAUCGGUAUCUGAUGUGAUGGAGAUUGAUACAGUAGGUGACGUGAUGAUUCAAGAGACUUGUUCUUCAAAACAACGAAAAAACGACAAACUAUCAAGCCCUGAACUAUCUGAAACAUGUGAAAUUGUAAAUACUCCUUCUCAAAGCGACGAUGGAUGCGAGGACGAUCCUCCAUAUCAACCCGAUCUAUCAAUAAUUCUGGAGUGUGAUUCCAAUACAGAAGAUGAAGAGGGACACUCUAUAGCGACGAGACGUGAGAGAGUAAGCUAAUAUGGCAAUAAAAAAUUAAGCAAAAGGAGCACUUGGACCACACCAGAAAGAAAGGAAGUACGAAAAAUUUUUGCAGGCUAUUUGCAGCAUGGUGAAGGCGACAAUCGUCUACCCAGCUUAGAAACUUGUGAAGAGUUUAAGCAUAAAAACAGUAUUCUAGGUGGAAGGAGUUCGCAACAGAAACGAUUAUUCCUUCGUGGGGAACAGAAGAGGCGGGG